Manduca sexta (tobacco hornworm) is the source of this 3348-nucleotide messenger RNA. RefSeq names its product MICAL-like protein 1 (gene MICAL-like). The transcript is spliced from 14 exons. NCBI's taxonomy places the organism in Eukaryota, Metazoa, Arthropoda, Insecta, Lepidoptera, Sphingidae. Gene Ontology annotation, molecular function: protein binding. The record is from RefSeq and is a predicted model, not a curated record. Bases 231 to 2903 code for a protein of 890 amino acids.
GAAGUUUCAUGCACUUGCCAACUAACCACCCAGUACCGACCUGUCUUGAUUAUUUUUAAAAUAAUUUAAAAGUGCAUAAAUUAUUUACAUAGCUACUGUACAUUUAUUAUCACAAUUCCUAAUAAAACAAUGUCAUAUUUAACCCGUUUUGGAAAGUUAUAUUAAAGCACGAAGGCUUGAUGAUGUGACCGUAUUACGUUUAAAAAUAAUAUAAAACUAAUAAUACAAAAAUGUCUGAACGGAAAGGAACUAAAGCUUUGGAGUUGUGGUGUAAACGUUUAGUGAGGGACUGUCCAGAAGUGCAAAUUGAUAAUAUGACAACAUCAUGGAGAAAUGGAAUUGCAUUUUGUGCUUUAGUUCAUCACUUCAGACCAGACCUUAUUGAUAUGAGUAAAUUAAAACCAGAAAAUAUUUAUGAAAAUAAUCAACUAGCCUUUAAUAUUGCGGAAAAACAUUUAGGAAUUCCUGCUUUAUUAGAUCCUGAAGAUAUGGUUGAAAAUGAUGUACCAGACAGACUUUCAAUCCUGACAUAUUUAUCCCAGUUUUACCAGCGCUUAAGCCACACUGUGAACACAAAAGUAACCGAAAGUGAGCCAAAAAUACAAUUAUCUUCCACUAAAACAACAGAACAACCUACACCAAUAAGAUUUGGAAAGACUGGUUUAGACAAAUGCACGGCAUGUGGCCUGCCUGUUUACCUGGCACAACGUCUAAUUGUAUCCCACAAGCUGUACCACAGAAGAUGUUUCCGUUGUUCUAAAUGCUCUGGUCACUUGAACCCCAAGAGCUUUGAUUUUAUAGAAGGAUAUGAUUUCUUUUGUGAUAGUUGUAAAAAUGAAAAGUCUUUAUCUAAGUAUCUUAAUAAUAAUGACUGUGAACAAAUUGGUAUGUUAGCAUUCAAUGAUGAUUUACAUGAAACUAAAGAUAUUUCACAAGAAGAGCCAAACAAAACCAAACCAAAAUCCCGACCACAAUCUAUUCUAGAAAAAAUAAAUAUGUUUGAAAAUAUAGAUAGAGAUGCAAAUAUAGACAGUAAAAUUACAAAUCUCACAAUAAAAGACACUGUAAAUACUAGAUGUAAAGAAUUAAUGAGCACAAGUGGAAUGCCAGAUGACACAGAUCCUAAACCCACUUCUUUUGCAUCAGACAUUGAAAGUGAAAAUCACUUCAAAAAUGGCCCAGAAAAAGUCUAUAAAAGUAAUAUAGAUAAAUUUAAUUUCUUACAAACACAGUUGUCAAAUGAUACUUUAGAAGUAAGUAAACCUUUGGAAGAGACAGAAAUAACUAAAAUAAAAGACAAAGAGGAAGACUACUUAACUGAUACUAAGACAAACUUGCAAGAAGAACAGAAUCUUAUAAAUGAUAAAUCAACAACUAUACCCAAAGAGGAUAGCAACAUUACAGAUGACAGUAGACUAGCAAAUAGCCAUAGUAUUUCGACAAAUUUGAAUAGUCCUUCAUUAGAACAAAUGAAUCAAACUGAUCAAGAAGUUAAAAUAACUGUACCCCCAAGACGAAAAAAGCAGAAUGCAUCUGAAAGGGUAUUAGUUGAAAAACCAAAACUAAUAACAAAAGUCAAUAAGCAUGAAUAUCCAGACUAUUUGAAUCCUUUUUCAGAUGAUGAUGAUGAGGCAGAGGACACACAGAAAAUUUCUCCAAAGAAAGUGAGUACAAAUCCGUUUGGAAGCAGCGACGACGAAGACAACGAUCCGCCUCCUACGCAUCCUCCACCUAAAGUGCCAGCUGUUGAGGCUUCACCUGUUAAACGACUAAUAGCAGUGAAUCCCUUCUGGUCUGACGGGGAGGAGCCAUCAUCUGACGAAGAAGAUGACAGAAGCUCGAAGAUAUAUAAAUCUUCAAUGACAACAAGUACGCCGAAUCUGCCGUCGAGUACGCCGCGGCGCCUCAAGCCGAAGGCUCCUGCACCGCCCGUCAUUACUGUCACUGAAACCUCUCACUUGGAACAGCCUUGCACCUCCAUGGAUGACUUGGCCAGUAUGUCGUCGCUAAGCUCAUUCAACUCUACAUUUAAUUCAGAUCAUAAAGAUCGUUCUACUCCGAUAUUGAAGAAAAAAAGGCCCGCGCCGACACCUCCGGAUAGUCUGUCAACCGUUUCAGGACAUGGAGGAUCAUUGGAAAAAGGCAUUGACUGCUCAGGGCUACGGAGUGGUAACUCCAGCUUGGGAGGUAGAAAGAUGAAAGGACCUGCUCCUGGGCUACCAUUACCUGAGCGUCGCGAAGUGAAACUCCAGAUGUCCCCUGAGGAGCUCCAAGUGCAACUAGAUUUACUGGAAACGCAACAACUAGGCCUCGAACGGCAGGGCGUGCUCAUCGAGAAGAUGAUCAGGGAUAAGUGUGAGGGUGACGAUGCGUCAUCGGUACCGCAAGAGGAAGUAGAGGACUUAGUCAUACAACUAUGCGAAUUAGUUAACGAGAAAAACGAUUUGUUCCGAAAACAAACUGAAUUAAUGUAUAUACGACGACAACAGAGGUUAGAACAGGAACAAGCGGAUAUUGAACAUGAAAUUCGGAUAAUACAGUCACGACCAGCAGUUAACCGGAUUGACUCUGAUAAGGUACGAGAAGAACAAUUGGUGUCCAGAUUGGUGGAGAUAGUGCGCAUGCGUGACGAGCUCGUGCAACAAAUUGAAGCAGAACGACGGCGCGAAAGGCAAGAAGAUCUCGCCAUCGCCGCCUCUAUUGCUAGUAAACGAGCUCAAAGAAACAGUGAGUCAAACAGCUCAUCAAUGAAAUCUGUGGAAGUUCCCACGCCCAAGAAAAAUAAAGUCAAAGACAAAGUGAAGAAGCAGUUGAAAAAAGCCAAGCACACAUUGAUUUCCAAGAAAAAGGACGAUUCCAUUGACCAUAAGGAAGAAAAAGCUGACAAAGAGAAAAAAAAGUAAAUUGUUGCAACACUAGUGCUUCUUAAUUAUUUACUGAUUUUACUCAGAUUUAUUUACUUUUGUUACUUACUUAAAGAUUUAAACUUACUUUUUGAUAUUAUGUACUGAAAGUACUUCUAAGUAAGACUGAGACAUUCCAUAUAAAUAUUAGUGUAUUAGAAAAAAAUUAAGGAUUAUAUUUUAAUUUAUAUUCUUCAAAACAAAAAUGUGGUGAUGUUAAUAUUGGCCAAUUCUUAUAUUUGAAGACGUGGAAUUACGUGCCAGAUUUAGUAUAAACUUUUAGAUCUGUUAAUCUGAUAAUUAUUUACAGUGCCAGUUCGUAAUUACGAAAUCUUACUUAACAGCAGCUGUGUUGCAUGAUAUAGACUAUAUAGCAUUGUAUUUAAUAUGUAAUUAAGAAUCUUCAUUUCAGUCACCAGUACAAUAUAUUAUUUUAUAAGAUUCA